This is a messenger RNA of Cutaneotrichosporon oleaginosum, 1974 nucleotides long. RefSeq lists its product as uncharacterized. NCBI's taxonomy places the organism in Eukaryota, Fungi, Basidiomycota, Tremellomycetes, Trichosporonales, Trichosporonaceae. The record is from RefSeq and is a predicted model, not a curated record. Gene Ontology annotation, biological process: retrograde transport, endosome to Golgi; protein targeting to vacuole. Gene Ontology annotation, cellular component: endosome. Gene Ontology annotation, molecular function: phosphatidylinositol-3-phosphate binding.
CUCUCUCCGUCUCUCCACUACAAUGUUCAACACGCCGCGGGCAAGCGCCAUGCAGAGCAGCGGCUUCUCCGACCCUCUAGCGAGCGGGUACGACGUCGACCCGUGGAGCGGGACGCAGAGUCCCGCGCGCGGCGGCACGCCGGCGCCCAGCAUGCCCAGCAUGCCCAGCAUGCCCAGCGCGACACUGAACACAAGCACAAGCACAAGCACAAGCGCGAGCACGGCGAACGGCUCGCGCGCACAACCGCAGCAAACUCCAGAACUGGAUGCUCUUCUCGACGACCCGCCAGGGGCAUACAUCGCGCUGUUCAGGCAGCUGGAGAGCGGCGGCGCCGUGUCUCUUCCGACGCUGCAGCGGCUGCUCGCGACGGCGCGGCUCCCGGCAUCCGUCGUGGAAAAGAUCGUCGGCCUGACAGGCCACCAGGCGUCGCUCGGCCGCCCCGACUUCUACCGGGUGCUGGCGCUGGUCGCGCUCGCGCAGUCGGACCCGAGUGCCGAAAUGACGCUGGCCGCCGUCGACGCCGCGCUGCCUGGCCUCCCGGCACCGCGGUUGUCGGCGGCGCCUGAAGCGCCGCCGCCGCGCCCACCCCUCCCACAAAGCCCGAGCAGCACCUUCUCGCCGUGGGACAGCACACCGCGCUUCCCGCCCGCGCCCGUGAGCUACGACACGAACGGGCCGCAGACCGGCGGCAACCCCGACGCCGAGGCCGAGCGGGGGUUCUGGCGCCGCCUGGAGAACGUGACCGUCGAGCUGUGCCCGCAGAAAGAGGGGUGGUUCCUGCAGAAGUACCGCGUGUCGAGCGACAAGCGGGCGGGCGCGCUCCUCCGGCGCUACUCGGACUUUGUGUGGCUCCACACCACCCUGCUCCAGCGCUACCCGUUCCGCCUGCUGCCCGCGCUCCCGCCAAAGCGGAUGAACCCCGACGCGGCGUUCCUCGAGACCCGCCGCAAAGGCCUGCAGCGGUUCAUCAACGCGCUCGUCAACCACCCCGUGAUGCGCGACGACGGCGCCCUCAACGUCUUCAUGACCGAGCCAAACUUUGAAGCGUGGCGCAAACGCGUCAAAGUGUCGACGGACGAAGAGAGCGCGAGCAAGCGCCUGAACCCGGCACAAGAGAUGGCGAUCCCCGCCGACCUCGAAGAGAAGCUGGAUGGCUUGCGCACACGCCUGCCGGGCCUGAUCUCGGCGUACCAGAAAAUGGUGACGCUCGCGGAACGCGAGCUCGCGCGGCGCACGCAGGGCGCGGCCGAGGCCGCGCGCUUCGCGGUGGCGCUCGGCGCCGUGUCCGAAGACAUGCCGGCCGCAUGCUACCGCUGCGUGCCGGGGGGCAAGAGCUGCGACGUGUGCCAGGGCACGGGGCGGGGCCUCGCGACGGUGGGCUACGCGUGGUCGCGGCUCGCCGAGCAGCGGGAGCGCGACCUCGCCACGCUCACGGACGGGAUCGAGGCGCUCAAGCGCCAGCGCGACUUGUACAUGUCUUUCCGCGACCUGUUCCACCGGCACGAGCGGCUGUCGCGCGACGGCGUGGACGCGCUGCAGAAGCGCGUGGUGGGGCGGCAGGCGCGGAUCGAGGCCGCGCGCCAGGCGGCCAAGCCCGGGUGGGAGGACGAGGUGGGCAAGCUCACGUCCGGUAUUGAGCAGGAUAAUUCGGCCAUCACGGCGCUGUUGGCGCGCCGCGUGUUUGUGCGCGCGUGUAUGUGGCAUGAGUUUGGCGUCGUUUUCCACUCGCGGCAGGCGGCGAUGGCUACGCUCGCGUGGCGCGCGUGGGUCGCCGGCGAGAGCGGCGCCGUGCGCGCAGAGGGCAAGGUGUGGGAUCGGCUGGGCGAGGACCUCGAGAAUAUGCCGCUUGAGUAAUGCGUGGGGCAGUGAUGGUGCGCUCUGCGGCGGGAGGAGCCAGCCCGAGGAGAGUCCGAGUUAGUUAGUAGUCCGUAGGAUCAUGUUGGCGGUCACCCGUAUGCAGAAGGAUCUUUCUG